AUGCCCGAAUGGAACUUGGUCUCCUGGAAUGUGAUGCUCGCUGCUCACACCCAAAGUUUCCAUUCCUUGGAAGCGAAGAGCCUCUUCAAAUCAAUGCCAGUCGUGGAUUUGGUGUCAUGGAAUGUUAUAUUGAACGGAAGCUCUCUGGAAGAAGCAAGGCAAGUCUUCGAAGUCAUGCCAGAGAGAAAUAUAGUUUCCUGGAACACUCUUCUUUCCUCGUUCGCGCAGCACGGGCAUUUAGAAGAGGCCAAGCAAAUCUUCUCGGCAAUGCCGGAGCACGACUUGAAGGCCUGGAACUCGAUCCUCUCGGGCUCCGCCAACUUUGAGAACUUUCGCGAGAUACUGCGCCUCUUUGGAGCAAUGCCUGCGAGAGAUUUGAUAUCCUGGACUGUUCUCCUGGCUGCGAACUUCCAGAAUGGUUUCGUCGAUCGGGCCACCAAGAUCCUGGAGCGGAUGGAGCAGCGAGACCUGGUUGCCUGGAGCGUGAUGCUCGCUGGCCUUGCUCACAGCGGCUACUUCCACCGAGCUAUAGAGACGUUCCACUCGAUCAAAACCACGUCUACACCUGACGAGACGUGCUUUGUGCUGGCCCUGCUAGCUUGCGGCCACGCCGGGAGAGUUUACGAUGGAGUCCGCUGCUUCGUCUCGAUGAGCUUGGAUUUUAAAACACGACCUUCCAAGCACCAUUAUACGUGCGUCGUGGACAUGCUCGGUCGUGCCGGCCACUUGGAAGACGCUCACGAUCUUGUCUCCACCACGGCGAUCUUGAGCUCGGAGCGCGGGCCACUGAAACUAUCCUUGAGUUGGGCCCGGGCGAUGGAGCUGGCUACGUUCUUCUUGCAAAUAUCUUCUCAACGGACGUAA
Molecule: messenger RNA, 864 nt
Organism: Selaginella moellendorffii
Lineage: Eukaryota; Viridiplantae; Streptophyta; Lycopodiopsida; Selaginellales; Selaginellaceae
Product: pentatricopeptide repeat-containing protein At4g02750-like
Exons: 2
Coding region: 1-864 (287 amino acids)
Biological process (GO): RNA modification
Molecular function (GO): protein binding; RNA binding
Source: RefSeq, a predicted model, not a curated record